Molecule: messenger RNA, 13005 nt
Organism: Spirometra erinaceieuropaei
Lineage: Eukaryota; Metazoa; Platyhelminthes; Cestoda; Diphyllobothriidea; Diphyllobothriidae
Source: the annotation of a GenBank genome assembly
AUGGACAUUUCCGUAGUGGACGCAGAACUGCGACAAUCUAAGUUGGACAAACAGCGCGACCUUCUGAUAAAAAAGCGCAAACAAAAGCACGCUCAUCAAGUCCUCUCACUGCACGAAAAGUCUCUGAAAGCCGCCGUUGGCACGGCGCCACGAAGCCCAAAGUCUGCGAAGCACUUAGAACGGGCCUCUGCUGAUAACAAUGAGCAGAAUUAUUAUGGUGUGUUUUGGUCUCGAUUGUAAUUUAUUUUAGUACAGUGUUAUUUGUUAAACCUAACAGGCAGUUAAUAAUGUUCUGUAAAGUCAUAUCUGGACGUAUUUACCUGUAUGUGGGUCCUUCAGGAAGUUUAACUCGGGAUUUUGUAAUUAAUCGAGGACAUUGCAUAAUGAUGUUCAGUUAUUUAUACCGUCUAUUCAGAAAUUGAUGCAUGUUUACUUAUUUCGGCAGCAACUUCAAUCAAUCGAAUAAACAGUAAAUGAUUAAUGCGAGAGAAGUCAAUGAUGUUACCAGACUGAUAAAGUCGAAUAAGGCUCAUACAGCAGUUUUUUUGGACGCAUUCAUGUUCUAUUCAACAAAAAAUGCAUCCGCCUAUUAUAAACAACCCGGAACGCGACGUAUUUUGACGUUCCCAGCCGACAAACACAAGUUAAGUUUGCUUCUAUUGGGUGUACGGUAUCGGUUGGAGCGCCUCAUGUGGUCUAACUUACGGUAUACUAGAAUGUUUCUCAGAAACCUAGGUCACAAUAUACCUCGAGAAGCCACUGAACUUAAAUUUCUGUAGGCAGUAGGGAGCAGAGUUUUCUAAGAAAGAGUGCCACUUGCGCUGGAACGAACUUGCAGCUGUCCAACUAGAAGGAUUCUCCUCGCAAGCCUGGGGAUACCAUGUGGAACACUUGAAUGGAUCUGACUGACAAUGGUGGUGAUCCCCUAGGUCUGACCAGCGUUUUUACAGUUAAGGAAAUACAGAGCCGUUUGUCAAGGCCAUUUCAAUUGCAGAAGGUUGAAAAGUGUUACUAAAUUAGGGGAUAUGGGACUCAUAACUCUGUUCUGCGGCAUUUCGACCUGAAAAUACACUCUUUUUUCUUGGUUUCCCUAAAUUGGUUUGCUCUGAAAAUUUGAUGUCAUGCCUUCAGGACUGAUUAUAAUGCGCUUUGUUUACUGGAGGAGGCGGCUCGCGUUUGUUUUGUAGUUCCUUGAAUUUUUCUUUUCAUAUUUUGUGAAAGCCUGCAGGAAAUUCGUCCCAGAUAUAAUCUUUCUGUUGGCCCCCAUACGUCAUUAAAGGGAAUUAGCCGUUUGACAGAAGAAGCACUUGUGCGUACAUUUCAAAAAUACUGAAAAUUCGACGAUUUUAGAAUCUAAUGACUGUCGAUUCGUUACUACCCUUUUUGCGUUGGGCAUCUCCUACACGCUUAACACCUCUACGUCGAACACCUAGCUAGCUUUAAAUACGCCAGUGGCUAUUUCCUAGUUGACUGCAGUCCUGUGUUCCAUGGGCUCGCUUAUGCGGCAAGGUGGAGGACACAUAGCUCCGGGCUCGUGUGUCGUGACGAACAAAAGGUCAUGCAUCUGGACACUGGUAACGUUUGCAGAGAUACGCAUGCUUCGGCCGUUAAAGCUAUUUACGUUGGUUUGAUACAUAUCGUGGAUUUUUGAGUGCUCCACCGGGUGGCCGAAAAGGUAAGCAUGGAACGGAUUGGCCGAAUAAGUAAUGCCGUUUUAUACCUUCCUGAUAAAGGCACUUGAAGUCAACCUAAAGUGUUCGUCUACAUACCACAUAUCCCCAUAUAGGACACUGUGAAGGGCGAGAAAUACCAUAGAUGUGGAUUUUGAUACUAGUCGGGUCAUCACCCAAAACGCAUUAUUUGUGGGCCGCUGCUCUGUAUUGAGCAUCCGUGUGAAGUUCAGAGCAGGUCGAGGUCAAUGCUUAUUUUGGCCUGCAGUCCGCUAUGCAUCCUUUCGAGCAUUAACCGUGGUCGACUGCGGACGCCCCGAAACUGCGCACUGCAGCUGUCAAGAUUGCGUAUUUCCGCUGACUUUUACCUUGCUCCAUCCGAUUCGAGACUCCGAUUACCCGUGAGCUCUAACCGGCAUUGGUGGCAGUGAAGAAAUUCAUCAGUUCGAUGAAGUCCCUUCUAGUUGACGUCUGUACCUAAAAAAUGCGACUAUUCUGCACUGAUCAUGUGUUUUGCAUCGGGUCCAUAAGACUAGUUUCUAUCUGAUAGGAAAUGUCAGGUUUGGGAAUAAGAUAGGAUCGCUGAAGCAAGAAAAUUUUCCGCCUGGCGUUUCGGAUGCUCACAUCAAUGAACCGCCGGAUACAGUCAUAGAUAAGAAGUGAUGGACUGUGACAGUCUCUGACGGGGGGACGGAGAUGGGACAAGUAACGCUCUAUAGCUCGCGUUUUUGCUCAUGUCUGUAACUCCCGCGUCUCUGUCCGUCAUUCUUGGUGAACUGAUCUUGUUGCCGCCUGAACGCUCCGGAAAUUCUGUAACAGCAGUUCAGAUGACCCCUCAGAGCAUACUUCACUUGUUCAAAGCAUUUUUCUUUUCUUCGAUGGAACUUUAUUUCAUGCCCUAUUUCGCCCUGAAAGCCUUGUCCAGGCGCCCAUAAUCAGCUUUUUAUCGCUUUCCCUCCGAAAACUAACAGUACUGUCGUAUCAACCGUUUCGUUCUUGGGAGACGAGGGUCCUAACUUUCGGUUAAAAAAUCAUCUUUUUCGUUGACAAACCAUGUUGGUAUUUAUCCCAAUCGAUAAGUAGUUAAUGAAUCACCAGUGGUAAGAAUGAAGCUCCAUCCAGCGUCCUCUUCUUGCGGCUGCAAAAAAAUACGAUAUUAGGGACGGGAAGAUUCAGCCUCGGGUAGGUGUUCGGAGACCCAUUUUUGCUACGGUCGCUAACAACGUGAGGAGCGCAUAUGCUGUCUAAGGGUUGCAUGGCUUGUUCCAACUUCGGCACAGGAUUCGGGGUGCCUGAAUGAGAUCCUUAGGCAGUAUUUACAUUCUUCUAGAAGCAUUCCUACACAUAGUCACGGACUGUCAGUAUGGAAGAAUGGCGAAUUUCAUAGCCGCUGAAUGAGUCUUGUCACGAGAUGAUAAUCGUUAAUUUCCCCCGGGGAGAGGGAGAAAAACAGCUUCCAAACGGACCUCCUUGAUGGACAGUAGUUUCGAAUAAAACGUAUCCUGUCCGGUCUGCAUUGGUUUUCUCCUGUACCGAUAGUUCGAUCUUGAUGACGGUAGUAAUUUCUACCCUGUUCCGACAAAAUUUGAGAGCAACCAUAUCGUCUCCCGUUUCAGAUCGACUAGCCGCGGGCAUUGUCUAGAAGCUAGUCGAUGCGGCACAGUAAUGGAACCGGCUACUGAUCGUAGUUGCGGUGUCUGGACCGCGUUUACUUCAUCCAACUACCACAACCGGCAGUGUGUGUGGAAGAUGAUAGAAGUAGCAAUAUAAAGGCUGAUGGCUAUGUUCAGCUCCCAUAUUUAGUCUCUAAAAACGAGACACUAAUUUUUUUGGCCGAUUUAGCUGCUAGUAGCCUGCAGAUCCUGUCAUAUGGUAGUAAUGGGAUUUUACGGUUAGGUGAGAGUGCCCAAAACGCAAGAUCCAACGCAAAAAGGUACUGACGAACGAACUCUGGCUUGCGAUACGUGGUUAGUGUGCUGUUGCUUUAUUGCUAGAAAGAUAAAGACCCUCUCAUUGGGAACAAAAUAAUAGUAAUCGGGAGCGAACGAAGCUCGCAACCCCUGAAAUAAGUUGAGAACCCAAAUGGUACGAUCGCUUGUCGACUGUCUGAGCUGAGAUCACGGGGAGUAUGACAGGAUCUACAGGCUACCAACAGCUAAUUGGCGUCCUUCAGCCUAUCGUUGCCAUUGUUUGGUCUUCCGGAGCAAGCGAACCCAAUCUGACAAAUAUUUGCAUUGAUGUGGCAGCUGAAAAAGUGCCUCAAUCCCACCUAUAGAUCUCCUGCACCGUGUGGGCGCGAUCAGCAUCGGUCACAUUACUCCUCCCCCCUCCCACAACAGGCUGGGCUGUAGAUGGGCUGAACCAUAAGGCGAGCCAGACUAACUCAUGGUACGCGUUUAUCAAAAUGCGCUGAGUCCGCAUGGGCACGCAAUCAACACCAUAUAUGUGUACAGUUGAUGGGCUAAUUCAUGAAAUGUCAACCGAAAUUCCAAAAUGCGUUUUCGUUUCGAAAAGAUUAAUUAAGUAGGGUUGUAAAAAUAGUCAGCCUGCAACAUAAUUUUAAAAUACUUUAGUUACCCCAGGAUGCAGGCAUUCGAAUGAAUUUCCUUCCGACUGCGUGCAAAAACUACACCCAGUAAACAAUGACUACUUAUGCAGCAUGACUUUUUCUCAUUGAUUUUCGAUGCCACUAAAAGUUCUGAAAAGCAUGCAUAAAAAUAUUCAUUUUUUUGCCCAUUCGGUAGAAAUUUACGUCUUCUUCUAAUUCGAUACUCGAAGGAGAGACAUAAUUCGGUCUUAAAGUUUCUAAUUGUGGAACUUUUAAAUACCGUGAAAUGGCCGUUCACAAAUUCUCAUAUCUCUGCACUUACCAAUAUGGCUCGUAAAGUCAACAAUGAGGAUCAAAUCCACUGCCUAAUUUUAUGAAACCUGUAUGGUUCCGCUUUAUUACCGUAGAGAAAUGUGCGGUUUUUCGUACGCGGAAAAUAUAAUGCUUGUAGUUUGUAAACCCUGAAUCCAAGCGUGCCGAUAGAGCGGGUUCAAAAUUAAUCGGGAAUUGGAAAUAUUUUCGAAAACAGAAUUAUGUCCCUCCUUCGAGUAAAAAAUUAGAAGUAGAUGUAAGUUUCUACCGAAUGAGCAAAAGAAUGAAUAUUUUUAUUUAUGCUUUCCAUGAAAUAUAAUUGGCCUUUAGGGGCAUCAAAAAUCAACGAGAAAAAUGCAUGCUGCUUAAGUAGUCAUUUUUUACUGAGUGUAGUUUUUGCAUGCAGUCGGAAGGAAGUUCGGUUUUAAAGAAGUUUCUAAUUGCGAGACCUCUUAAGAUCGUGAACUAUUCAUUCAUACAACAUCGCAUCAGCGCUUUCAUCAAUGCUUUUUACAAAGUAUACAACAUAGCCCAUAGCAACUGCACAACUUCACGAGUCCCAUAUGACGUCGUCUUAAGAGCGUAAAUAGAUGUAUGAUAAUCUUUUGAUGGAAUGUAUGCAGCGUGUAGUCUGUAAACUCUGAACGCACAUCUAGCGACAGAUGGGAUAGAAAAUUAUUUGGGGGUUGAAAAAGUGUUGAAAAACCCAAAAGGGACUUGCUCUACAAAUAGAAAUUUUAAAGACUUAAGUUGCUGCCAAAUGAGUGUAGGAGAGCAUACUUUUGUGCGCGUCUUCUAUGUAAUAUAUUUGAAUCCAUAAGGGCACCGGAAAUCACUGGGAGAUCAUACUGCUUAAGUAGGCAUUUUUACAGAGUGCAGAUUCUUCAGACGGCCGAAAAGAAGCUCAUUCAAGAGCUGGUAGCCUGGAGUGACCGAAAUAUCUUAGGGCUAUACUGCCCGAUAAUUAAUAUUGCAACCCUACAAAAAUAAUCUUAAGUGAAGAAGAAGCGUCGAGCACCGGAACACUGUUUAUUGUCCUGAGCUUUCAGACUCGUACAGGAGUCCAUCGGCAGAAAUAGUAGCAGCAACAGAACAAGCGACAUUUAUAGGGCAUGUAGGUCAAUCAUCGACCGACGGCGCAAGACUGGAAGUGACUACGCAGGGUUCUGUACGCCGCCGCCAGGUCGAUAAAUCGAUUGACUGAGUUCUCAUCCGAGGUUCAGGCUUCAAUCAAUUCUCGGCCUGUUUUGUUUCCGGCGUGGGCGACUAUUUUAUUGGCUGCGAGGUUAAACUCGUGACACAUUUCGUAGGGGUGGGCGGCCACUUGUGAUAAUGCGUCGCCUCGUCGGACAGCCAGUUUAUGUUCGUGUAUGCGCGAUCUGAGCAUGCACCCAGUCUGCCCUGUGUAGUUACAAGGACGGUUUUGACACGGAAUGUGAUACACUACUUCAGAUUGCUCGUCAGGCUUCAACCGGUCUUUAAUUCUCAUUACCCUAUUGCGCAUGGUGGCUUUUGGGGCGGUUUGCAAUUCCAACACCUAGCUCGGCAGCAAUGCGCUCGGUCAUUUCUGAAACGCCCUUGAUGCAUGGCAGAGAAUGCCAUAUCGUCGGUGAUGUUGAUCAUUCGAUUUAUCGAUCUGGCGCUGGCGAACAGAACCCUGCGUGGUCACCUCCAGUCUUACGCCUUCAUUCGAUGAUUGACCCACAUGCCCUAAAACUGUCGUUUGUCCUGUUGCUGCUACCACCUCUGACGCUGGAGGCCUGCAGGAGUCUAAAAACUCAGGACAAUAAACGAAGUGUUUCGGUGCUCGACCCUUUUUCUUCACUAAUGCAUACACCUGGAACUCAAAAUUUCGCAUUCACACGUUUAUUAUCUGAGAUUAAGCCAUCAGCACUUGCUCGGGUUUCGGUUGUCGGACAAUCUGCGUUCGGAAGGCCGCAUAUCGGUGUAAGGAUUUGUUAUUGGCUGUCUAUUGCGUUAGUGUGGUGCUUUGUAUCUCAGCAAAACAAGCGGAUAAGGAGAAAGAAAUUUCUCCCCUUAAGUCCAACACUAUCGAGCUACGAUGUUAGUUCUCCCAUGCUUUUAUCAGAUGACGACUUAGAGUCCUUGUAGUGCACAUUCAUACCGUCCUAUUGCCUGUUGACUGCUACUUACAGUGAGUGACCGGUCUUAUGAAAUGUUGGCUGAAAUUCUGCAAUGCGUUUUCUAUUAGGAAGAAUUACUUAAGUGGGGUUGUUAUACUGAUUAUCAUGCAGCAUAACCCUAUAACAUUUCGGAUAUGGGCUUUGAAGUGCACUUCUUUUUAAUCUCCUGUAGAAAGCGUGCUCGGUAAAAAUGACUACUUAUGUAGCAUUCAUUUUUCCCAUUGAUUUUCGAGGGUCUUGGAAAUUUAAAUAUAUUUUAUAAAAACCAUUGACGAAAAUAUGCUUUCUUUUAGUCAAUCAAUAGAGAAUCACGUCUUCUUCAUAUUUAAUACAUAAAAAAGAAUUAUAAUUAGGUUUUAAAAAAGUUUCUAAUUAUGAGACUUUUUAAGACCACGAAAUGUCCAUUCACAUAGCAUCGUACCUGGCCGUUUACGACUGCUCCUCUUGAAAUGUACAACAUAGUCCGUAUCCAUUGCAAAAUUUUAUAAACUCUGUAUGGUAUCUCUUUAAUGGCAUAGAAAAAUAUGUGAUUUUCUUCACGCGGAACGCAUGCACCUUGUAGGCUGAAAUCAUUAAGUGCUAAUGCUACGAAUGAUCAGGCUCCAAAUUAUUCGGCAAGUAGGAAACUUUUUUAAAACCUAAUUAUACUCCUUCCUUAAGUGUAAAAUAUAAAGAUGACGUGAUUCUCUAUUGAGUGACUAAAAGAAAGCAUAUUUUCGUCAAUGAUUUCUAUAAAAAUAUAUUUAAAUUUGCAAGACCAUCGAAAAUCAAUGGGAAAAAUGCAUGCUUCUUAAGUAGUCAUUUUUUACCGAGUACGCUUUCUACAGGAGAUUAAAAAGAAGUGCAUUUAAAAGAUGAUGUACUGCCGAGUCCGAAAUGUUAUAAGAGUAUGUCGCAAGAUAAUCAGUAUUGCAACCGCGACCAAGUAAUCCUUCCUAAUCGAAAACACAUUUCAGAAUUUCAGCUAACAUUUCAUGAGAUCGGUCACUCACUGUAAUUGGACGUGCUCAUAAAGGUUAGCUGAAAGACUUCACAAAGAAAGAACACUAGUCUUUACGGCGAUGAUGCAACGAAGCGCAUGUCCCUGCAAGAACACUCUGCUUUUUGGGUCUUUGCUGGCGAUGACCAAAUAAACGAUCCCAGCUGUGUUAUCGAAGAAGACUGCGCCGAUGCAUUAGAUCGCAGAGGAUGCAAAUCCGAAAAUGUGAUAGCAUCCGAAACCUUCAAGCGUACGUGCCAGACGAAGUUCACUAGGGGCGCGGGAAGCCGACACUUCCGAAUGGUGAUGGGUAGGAACUGAGGUUCCCAGGGGUCAAUAAGAACCGCAGACAACGGAACCGGCUCUGCACUACCGGUGACCUAAAUCAAGCCUAUGUGCAUCCUAGACGUUAGUUGCGGAAAAGUCUGCGCUCAGACAGACGGUCAAGGCAAAGACUAUGGUUUGGUGCACCCUGGCUGAGCUGGAAAGAUCACUCCCUUAAUUUUCCAUCUGUUCACUUUUAACUGCCUUGGGCAUGGUUUUGUUUGUGCAUCUCCUAAAGUCACCGUCUGUGACUUCGACUCUCGGUCGCUUUCUGUUGCCGAAAUUCCAGCACUAGCUAGACACGCAUAAAACAGUGAACCUCAAAGGAUGAACCAGAUAACAAAGUCAGGGUAAGGUAAUUUUCAAGCGGCUAGAGCCGAUAUUUCAGUGGAUGCGGCUGACGGCAGACACCCCUCUAGGGACUUCUUGCCACCAAAGGGGAAGAAAGAGCUUGGUCCAGCCGGAAAGUGUCUGCAGUUAUUCAUCAAAACCGAUUGUAUACUGCAUGAAUGGCACAUAUGAAAAGGGUUCGAAGAAGUUUGAACUCUCAGGGGGUUUACACCAAAAGGGGUAUUGCCUAGCAAGGAAUUUUGCUAUGAACUGCUGCACUCACGCGACCAAUGGCCGCGCUAGUUUCAGAAUUGGCCUAUGCAAAGCUGCGAACGUCCCGACAACAACGGGUCCUUGUCCACGUUUAUCUGCAAAUUACGGAAAUCGACUUUCGGCCGUCAGGAGGCCAAUGUGACUACUUCGCUAAAAUCACCAAUGCUCGGUGGCAAGCUCGCUGACCUGUUUACCUGUGUGAUAAAUGGGAUUGGUGGAACUGACUUAUGUGGCUCCUUAAAUAGGACAUGAAAACAGGAACCGCUUACAUUACUGGUGGCUUUGUGCCAACUUCCAGCGAAGUUAGGAUUAGGUUUAAGAUUAGGGCUAGUAUCAGGUUAAGGAUUAGGUUAAGUGCUAGAAUUAAGAUUAGCGGUAGGGAAAGUCGGGCUCAAGUUCAGGGUUGUGCUAGGAUUUAGUGUUAACUGCAGAGUUAAGGUUUAGAGAAGGGUAAGGGUCACUAUUUGGGAACAGUUUUCUUUUACAUUAAGGUUACUGUUGGGAUUAGGACAUGUAAAUAUUUUGCCCUCAUCAAAAUUAUGCGCAGAUUCACCGUUAGUAACUGGGCGAAGCGUUCCUAUCCUCAUGUCCCGUUUGGGGAGUCAUAUAAGUCGGUUUUGCCGGCUGGUUUUCAUUCCGUAUUCAGAGCCUGGAUUCUAGCUUAGAAACUUAGGAUGAAUUGAGAUGCUACCACACUUCUAAAGGCGAAAAUAAGUGAGGCUUGAAUGGCCAGUUCGGUCGUAUUUGUCAGCAUCUGUCGCUAAUAACUCAAACCAUGUUACGGCGAACGCGUUAUCUUCUUAUGCUUGCGAUCAUGGAAUCAAAUUGGGAAAGUUGUCGCCUGCCUUUAUUGGGAUCCCGGUUCGAUAAUUAAAUUUUGCUCCGAGGCUCGAGGAAUGCGACGAAAAGAAAGCGACGCUCACGACUGGCUGUGAUAAUCCAGGUUGUUGCCAUCGUAGACGGUCUGAAAAAUGUGGGCAGUUUGUCGAAUGUUGUUGCAGACAGGGAUAGAUAGAAGAAAACCCGAGUCGGAGGUGCGUUUUGAAAGUCUUUAGCGUCAAGCUUAUUAACUAAGUAAAUCCUCCUUCAAACCUCAAAUCUACACGGCCUUUGGUCUGUUCCAGUUGGACUGCCGACGUCUGAUUAGACAUAAUGUUAGUUGAAAAUUUCAAUGAUAUGUCGAGUUUUGGACCUCUUUGUACUCAUCGGAGGACAUUCCUCAUCUGCUUCUUAUCAUUUUCUGCACCCACAUUAUUAAAUUGAUUUAAAUUUACCACGUCCCGCGUCCGUUUCAAAAGAACGCGAAUUACUGUAUGCCUGGUUAGCAAUGCCCUGCUGUUAACCGUAAUUUGUCGUCCUUGGUCGCAUUAAUCACCGUUUCGGUUAAAUUAUUCAAAAUGACUGAGGCCGUGAAGUUAAACCGGAAAAUCGUAAAGUUAAUUAACAGAAAGAAUUUGCUACAAAUGCAUCCCAGUUUGCUUUCUUGUUGUUCCCUUUUUACGACAAUCGGUUUUCUAGACUACUUCAGGUAGCGGAAAAAUACACGCAUUUUUAUCUGCCUAAAACCUAACAAUAGGGACUUUUUUGAAAACUAAGCAAACUCAAACAACGCUCUCCUCACUUCAAAUAAAUUACCCUGUUUUCCGCAUUUAGUGCGAUAUUUACGUAUACUGCCAGGCAAUUGCGACAACGGAGUACUCACCACCGAAGUCUUUAUUUCUUUCACUCAAAAUAGAGCCAAUAUUCGACCACCAAGUGUUAUUACACAACAAGGGCUGUCGUGCAGCUUUCGCUGCCACAAAUGAGCCCGUUCGGCAGUCUUUCCUCUUUCAACAGUGAUUGUCUAUUUAGAUCGGCUAUUUGCCACCCGGUGUUAAUGAUAGGACGGCCGUGUCUUACUUCGUUAGGACAAAAUGCAACCUGAAAAUCCAAGCCCUAUUUUCCGAAAUUUCCAGAAAAAAUAUUUUUUGCAGUUCCUGACGUUCGAAGCGUGUACCUUCUGUCCUUGUAACGUCAAUCUUCAGUGAACACCAUGUCUGGUUAAGAGUCACCAUAAAACCUAAUUACAUACUAACAAAUCCACACAAAGCUUACUAACUCUGAGUGGCUUUUUCGGCUUGAACAGUUUCAUAUAAAAACAUUCCGGAAAAUAUUGUUUGGGCCGGUUUAUAGUAGAGUCAGUGCAGCUGAUUUUGUAGACAGCUUUUCGAAAGCUGUUUUAUCCCCGUUAUAAGGUCGUUGGAAAGAUUAUAGAGGACAGAUUUACAGCUGCCUAGCGUGGAUUGGAUCGAAGACAAUCUGUACCCUCUGAUCGGACAUAUUGCAGCAAAAGUAGCCGUCGUAUACAGUGCCUUUCGCGUAAUCAAUCGGAGUGACGUAUCAUCACUCAAAUUCAGCACGGCAAGUCGUUAUCGCAAAGACAGCAGUGACGGCCAACAGAGUAGAGAAGUUCCCUAUGCACAGGAAAAACGGCUGUAUGACUUUACCGUUUAUCUCGGCUCAACGUAUCUCCUCUUCACGCUGAUAUUUUCCAUGUCUCAAAUCAUGUGUUCUACGAGCUCGCGCCUUUUUUCACGCCCUACCAAUAAUUGCGAUCUUAUCAGGAACUACAGUAGGUGGCUAAACUCAUGAAAUAUCGAUCGAAAUUUCAAAAUGCGCUUCCGUUUAGAAAAUAUUAAUAAAGUGGGAUUGUAAAACUAAACCUCAUGCAGCAUAAUUCUAUAACAAUUCAGUUACCUCAAGGUGCCGAACUUUGCACAAACUUCUUACCGGCUGCAUGCAUAAACUACACUCUGUGAAAUGCUUACUUAAGUAGCAUGCAUUGCCCUUAUUGAUUUUCGAAGUUCUUAAAAAUUCAACUAUAUUUAAUGAAAAGCAUACAUGAAAAUAUUUAUUAUGCGGCUCAUUCGGUAGAAAUGUGCAUCUUCUUUCAUUUUAUACUCGAAGAAAGGGUACUAUUCGGUUUUUAAAAGCUUUUAGAAUUCCCAAAUAAUUCUGAACCCGACCUGCCUUGCAUUCAGGGUUUCCAAGCUGCAAGCCGUAUAUUUCCCGCGUACGGAAGACCAUACAUUUCUCUACGGCAUUAAGAGGAGCCUAUAUGGGGUUCAUAAAAUUUAGCAGUGGAUUGUAUCCAUAUUGUUAAAUUUACAAGCCCCUUUGGUAAAUGCAGAGACUUGACGUUUUGUGAACGAACAUUUCACGGCAUUAAGAAAGCACACAGCUAGAAACUUUUUCAAGAAUUUUUGAAAAUCGAAUUAUGCACGUCCUUUGAAGAAGGAAGAAGACUUAUUUUUCUACCAGAGGAGCGACAGAAUGAAUAUUUUUAUGCAUAUUUUCCAAGAAAUAUAAUUGAAAUUUUAAGGGUACUGAAAAUCUGUGAGAACAUGCACUUUACUUUAGUAGUUAUUUUUAUAGAGUACGGUUUUUGCAUGCAGUCGGAAAGAAGUUCUUUCCAACGCCAGCAUUCUGAAGUAACUAAAUCAUGAUGGAAUUAUGUUGCAUGAGAAUUAGUUGUACAACCCCACUUAAUUAAUCCUUUCGAAACAAGAACGAAUUUGGAAAAAUUUCGGUUGACAUUUCAUGAGUUAGCACACCUAUUGUAUAAGGGAAGAGGAUGAGUCACGCCGGACUGGAUACUGCUAGACCUUUUUGCACCAUCGGCCCCUAAUAUCCCAACCCCCAAGGGCCGUCACACCCGAGGGUUGAUGUGAGAAUCAUUCUACCUGAACUUCCGGAACGCGUGUUCGGUAGAGCGUGGUCGAAGGUAUGAAAAUUCACAUGGGAGCAGCGUUUUCCAACCCAUGUUAAUUGCAGGAUAGAAAUGGAGCCCUUGAAAGAAUGCUGAAGUUCAUUCCGAUACUUUGACCUUUUGCGUAUCCGGUAAUAUGAUUAUGCCAAAUCACCUAACCAUCGGUAAAUUCUGCGUUUACUAAUUACUAGAGGAAUGGUAUCCCCGGUCAUCCAAGGAUACCUAAAAUAUGUGAUUUGUUUAAGCUGACGUCAGCAGCUGUGAACUUGAACUAGGAUAACGGAAAUACUGACAAUGUGAAAUGUGAGCAGCGCUGGCAUAUUAAAUCUUUCAAAUUUACGUUAUAAUGCAUGUUUUCUGAGUUGAAAACUUUAUUGUAAUAGAAUUAUUACAAGACUGGCGUAUUGGAUUAUCUUUAACAGUCCAUCCUAAAUGCCCAAGCAUGACGAACUCGUCAUAUAAAUUAAUGUCCUUUAGCCUAUGACGGUCCUCAGUCCUACAACCUCGGCAAUCCAGAUCUCCUUGAGACGCCAUCUGUCCAGGUUCUCCGUAUCGCGCGGAAUUCAUCACAGGACGAUAACUCACCAAAGGAGCACAACGCCGGAGGCCUUGGUGAGCAACAUGUGUCCUUUUUCUCGAACUUACACUUUUACUUCGAGAAAAUUCCCAGUUAUUGA